Messenger RNA from Pseudovirgaria hyperparasitica, 942 nucleotides. RefSeq lists its product as uncharacterized. Lineage: Eukaryota; Fungi; Ascomycota; Dothideomycetes; Acrospermales; Acrospermaceae. The coding region runs from base 1 to 564 and encodes 187 amino acids. The transcript has 3 exons. The record is from RefSeq and is a predicted model, not a curated record.
AUGACUGACUGCAGACAAUCCUGCAGAACUAACCGGUUUCUAGCACGACGCAAGCGUGCUUGUAAGAGCUGUAGAGCGAGACCUUCGUGUGGAGCUUGUAACACACGAGGUAUCACAUGCGAGUAUUCCUGGGAGAGUUUGGGAGUCGCCCCUCAAUCGGGGCAGAGAUUCGAGAAAGAGCGAGAGGAGACAUCCGAUGCAAUUUCUCAGUGUCCUGCACCAAUACCCGAUAUAGGUUUCGUCGCAAUUCCACAGGGAUCACGAAACACGAGUCUCCUCACAAGGCCAGAGGCAUCCAAUAUCUCACAGACUUCAAGACAGCCACUAAACAGCGUGGAAGGUCCACUCUGGGCCAAAGCACUAUUCCAGGCUUGCCGUCAAGUUGAUACUAGCCUUAAGCAACUCAAUAAACGCUUGAUUCAGGUGGAUAGGAGAAGACUUUCGUACUCGGACAUUUUCUCUGAGUGCUUGCAAUCACCACUCCUCGACCCAGAGCUGUACAAAAAGCUCGAAGAGGCUCGUAACGUUGAAGCGGUCGCGAUCACGAACGCAGAACAAAUAUAGCCGACGCUAUGCCACCUCUCAGUGAGAUCAUUCAGAGACUCAAUGAUCUUUGUAGCAAGCUGUACAAACAACCGAAAUAAGAGCAUUAUUUCUUUAUUUUCUAAAUUACUCUGUAUAUAUGGAAGCCCCCACAUAUCUUUACUUAGGCUUUCUCAUUUUGUACUUGUCUUGUUGAGGUUCGUUUGACGCAACGAUCUUGUAUGUAAUUAGUGUUUUCCACACUGCUUCACUCGUUCACCAUCCUUCCUUCUAGGGAUAGAAGAAUGCCUUCGGCAGCAAUGGCUAAACCAAGAACGACAAUGAACGCAUUGGUCCAUUUAUUGCAGCCUUUACUACCAUUCAGCAUGUUUUGCAGACGUCAUAGUAGCAUCUUCAUCA